AUGGCUGAUGCCAAUAUCAAAAAAUCUACACCGUUGGCUGGAUUUGCGCUAUUCUUCCCGAGCGAAUACGGCCUCGUCUCAGCUGCGGGUGUAGCAAGAGAUAUGCUGCGAAGCUUCCCCAACGUGAGAAUAGGCCUGAUGGUCGGGAUCGGCGGUGGCGCUCCAAGUCUUAAGCAUGACAUCCGCCUUGGCGAUGUCGUCGUCAGCGUUCCUGGCCAUGGCGAAGGCGGUGUGUUCCAAUACGACUAUGGAAAAACCAUUCAGAACCAGAAAUUCGAAUACACAGGAUUCUUGAAUCAGCCACCGCGGUUCCUGCGUACAGCCGUUACCGGGCUUGGAGCCAAGCACGAAGUAGAUGGGCAUAAUAUCGAAGAUAUGAUAGACAACGUUCUCGGAACGAGAAAGCGACUACGGAAGAAGUACAAACGUCCAGACCGAAGCACCGACAGACUCUAUCUGAGCAGCGUUGUGCAUUCUCUAGACCCCGAAGCGAGCUGCGUAUAUAGAGGUGGCGAUGAUACAUCAAAGCUAGUGAUGCGGCGUGAACGGACAGAAGAGGAUGAUAACCCUACAAUUCACUACGGCCUAAUAGCUUCAGCAGAUAAGUUGAUGAAGGAUGCUACUAUACGGGAUAGCCUUGCCGCAGAAAGGGGUGUUUUGUGCUUCGAGAUGGAGGCUGCAGGGCUAAUGAACCACUUUCCUUGCCUUGUCAUCCGCGGUAUCUGCGACUAUUCAGACUCGCAUAAGAACAAGGAAUGGCAGGGGUAUGCAGCGAUGGCGGCCGCUGCCUACGCCAAAGAACUUCUGUGCGAAAUCCCCCGACCAAAGUCGAGGCUGAGAAGAAGAUUAGCGAGCACUGUGAUGAGAAUUGAGAAAAAGAUGGACGAAGGGGCCGCGAUAAAGCUUGAGAUAAGGCAAGAAGAGAGGGAAACUCGACAGGAUGAGAAGGAUAAUGAGUGCCUAAAAGACUUGCGCGCUACGGACCCCCGCACCGACAGAGAGCGUAUUAAGGAGACAAAGGGCGGCCUUUUUCGGGAUGCGUCUAGCUGGAUCCUUGACCACGACGACUUCCGGCGAUGGCGUGACUGCGAUGAAACUAGAUUACUCUGGAUUAAGGGUGACCCGGGUAAGGGCACAGACAAGAAACUUAACAACGCCACGGCUGUCCUGAGAGGCCUGGUCUACCUCCUCGCUGUCCAGCACCCACGGCUUAUCUCUCACAUCCGUGAAAGUUAUGACCAUGCUGGACCAAAGCUCUUUGAGGAUGUCAAUAGCUUUUAUACACUCUCAAAUGUGCUAGAGAGAAUGCUCCGCAACGAGAGUCUGUCAAGGACAUACAUUGUGAUUGAUGCGCUCGACGAGUGCACGACUGAUCGGGAAAUGCUCUUAAGGUUCAUAGUCGAGCACUCCGCAGUAUCUGACCGUGUUAAGUGGAUCGUGUCGAGCCGUAAUAGGCCCGAAAUCGAGCAGCACCUCAAGAUAGACGGCUCAGGCAUGAAUCUGAGUCUCGAGAUUACGAAAAACGCAGAACAGGUAUCUCGUGCUGUCGGCUCCUACAUUGACUUCAAGAUGGAAACACUGUCAUCGCUGCUAAGCGAUCAUAACCUGAGGAACCUAGUACGAGACACCCUACGCGAAAAGGCAAAUGGCACUUUCCUAUGGGCCGCCCUCGUCAUCAAGGAACUCGAGAAAGUGACAGCAACGCCCUGGCGUGUGCCGCAGGUAGUCGAGGAAGUGCCUUCUAACUUAAACGAGCUCUACGAUUUAAUGAUGGUCCAGAUUCAACAACUGAAGGACUGGGGGCUUUGUCAACUUGUGCUCUCGGCAGUUACCGUAGCGUAUCGUCCACUCCACCUCACUGAGCUGGCCAUUGUGUCCGGACUACCGAAGUAUAUCUCGGAGAAUCCGGAAGUUUACUUAGGCCAGGUCCAGUCAGUAGCCUUCUCUCAUGAUUCGAAGCUUAUAGCAUCUGGGUCCACUGAUGGGACUAUCAAGAUCUGGGAUGUGGCUACAGGCCAUGAGGCUCACAUGCUGGAGGGCCGUAGCAGCUGGGUCUGGUCAGUAGCCUUCUCUCAUGAUUCGAAGCUUAUAGCAUCCGGGUCCGAUGAUAAGACUAUCAAGAUCUGGGAUGUGGCUACAGGCCAUGAGGUUCACAUGCUGAAGGGCCAUAGGGGCUCGGUCCGGUCAGUAGCCUUCUCUCAUGGUUCAAAGCGUAUAGCAUCUGGGUCCACUGAUGGGACUAUCAAGAUCUGGGAUGUGGCUACAGGCCAUGAGGCUCACAUGCUGGAGGGCCAUAGCAGCUGGGUCCUGUCAGUAGCCUUCUCUCAUGAUUCGAAGCUUAUAGCAUCCGUGUCCAGUGAUAUGACUAUCAAGAUCUGGGAUGUGGCUACAGGCCAUGAGGUUCACAUGCUGAAGGGCCAUAGGGGCUCGGUCCGGUCAGUAGCCUUCUCUCAUGGUUCAAAGCGUAUAGCAUCUGGGUCCACUGAUGGGACUAUCAAGAUCUGGGAUGUGGCUACAGGCCAUGAGGCUCACAUGCUGGAGGGCCAUAGCAGCUGGGUCCUGUCAGUAGCCUUCUCUCAUGGUUCAAAGCGUAUAGCAUCUGGGUCCACUGAUGGGACUAUCAAGAUCUGGGAUGUGGCUACAGGCUAUGAGGCUCACAUGCUGAAGGGCCAUAGGGGCUCGGUCCGGUCAGUAGCCUUCUCUCAUGAUUCGAAGCUUAUAGCAUCUGGGUCCACUGAUGGGACUAUCAAGAUCUGGGAUGUGGCUACAGGCCAUGAGGCUCACAUGCUGGAGGGCCAUAGCAGCUGGGUCUGGUCAGUAGCCUUCUCUCAUGAUUCGAAGCUUUUAGCAUCCGGGUCCGGUGAUACGACUAUCAAGAUCUGGGAUGUAACUAUAGGCCAUGAGGUUCACAUGCUAAAGGGCCAUAGCCGCUCAGUCCAGUCGGUAGCCUUCUCUCAUGAUUCGAAGCUUAUAGCAUCUGGGUCUGAUGAUGCGACUAUCAAGAUCUGGGAUGUGGCUAUAGGCGAUGAUGCGACUAUCAAAAUCCGGGAUGUAGCUACAGGCCAUGAGGUUCACAUGCUAAAGGGCCAUAGCCUCUCGGUCCAGUCAGUAGUCUUCUCUCAUAAUUCGAAGCUUAUAGCAUCCGGGUCCAAUGAUGGGACUAUCAGGAUCUGGGAUGUGGCUACAGGCCAUGAGGUUCAUAUACUGAAGGGCCAUAGCGACUGGGUCCUAUCAGUAGCCUUCUCUCAUGAUUCGAAGCUUUUAGCAUCCGGGUCCGGUGAUACGACUAUCAAGAUCUGGGAUGUGGCUAUAGCAUCCGGGUCCGAUGAUGCGACUAUCAAGAUCCGGGAUGUAACUAUAGGCCAUGAGGUUCACAUGCUGAAGGGCCAUAGCGACUGGGUCCGGUCAGUAGCCUUCUCUCAUGAUUCGAAGCUUAUAGCAUCCGGGUCCGAUGAUAAGACUAUCAAGAUCUGGGAUGUGGCUACAGGCCAUGAGGUUCACAUGCUGAAGGGCCAUAGCGGCUGGGUCCGGUCAGUAGCCUUCUCUCAUGAUUCGAAGCUUAUAGCAUCCGGGUCCGAUGAUAAGACUAUCAAGAUCUGGGAUGUGGCUACAGGCCAUGAGGUUCACAUGCUCAACCCUGUCAUUGCAGACUGGGGCUCUAGCUCAAGAUAUGCCUCGCCAAGGCUAUGGACUUAG
This is a messenger RNA of Parascedosporium putredinis, 3696 nucleotides long. Lineage: Eukaryota; Fungi; Ascomycota; Sordariomycetes; Microascales; Microascaceae. The record is from the annotation of a GenBank genome assembly.